Molecule: messenger RNA, 1026 nt
Organism: Centruroides sculpturatus (bark scorpion)
Lineage: Eukaryota; Metazoa; Arthropoda; Arachnida; Scorpiones; Buthidae
Product: uracil permease-like
Exons: 1
Coding region: 1-1026 (341 amino acids)
Biological process (GO): xanthine transport; transmembrane transport
Cellular component (GO): membrane
Molecular function (GO): xanthine transmembrane transporter activity
Source: RefSeq, a predicted model, not a curated record
AUGAUAAUCAUCAUCGGAUUAAGUUUGGCGCCGGUGGCGAUUAACCACAUCUUUUUGUUAGAUUCGCAGCAGGGUGGCAUUUUUGAAAAAGGCAACUGGAACAUAGACUGGUGGGGUGUCGGCGUUGCCCUAAUCACGAUCGCCAGCGCCAUGCUAAUCGUUUUGCUUUGCCGUGGCAAAAUGAAACUCGUGCCGAUCGCCAGCGCCAUGCUAAUCGGCUUGGUUGUUUCGCUAAUUGUUUCGACGUGGCACGCGACGCCCGAGUUUACUAAGUACCAGCAAGUGGAUUGGACUAGCGCGAGCAAUUACGUUGGGCUGCCCGAUUUUUCUAACGCGCUCUUGAACGGCCAGGUUGUGGGAGAAAAGCAAAGCUAUUCGCCGAUGCCGCUUUUAAUUAUGAUGCCGAUGGCUCUGGCGACGAUCGCUGAACACAUCGGCGACCACACUGUUUUGGGCAAAAUUACCGGGCGCGACUACUUAAGCACUUCGCCCGGACUGCACAAAACUUUGUUGGGAGAUGGCUUAGCCACCAUGGUUGGCGGCUUAGCCGGCGGUCCGGCUAACACUUCCUACGGAGAAAACACGACCGUGGUUGGUCUUUCGCGGGUGGCUUCGGUUUACGUGACUGCCUUGGCAGCGUUAAUGGCGAUCGCGAUGUCGUUUGUUUCGGUAAUUUCAACCGUUUUACACCUCAUUCCGACCCAUGUCUUAGGCGGUCUCGAGUUAAUUCUUUUCGGUUUUAUCGGCACCAACGGUUUAAAAGUUAUGUUAGACGAGAAAGUUGAUCUUCACCAAGCUCGCAACAUUUUUAUCGUUUCAAUUAUGUUAGUAGUCGGGCUUGGUCGGGCAAUUUUGGGUUGGAAUUUACACCAGGUUGCCAUCGUGUUUUCGCCCACAUCAAUCGCGAUUUUUGCCGGUAUAACAGCCAAUUUUCUGCUCCCUAAGGAGCGUAAAAUUGACGUUGAUAAGGUCAGUUUUAUAGCCAGCGCUAAGCGCAGGACGGAUCCGCCUCUUAAUCAAAAGUAA